CUGGCUGCCGCCAGGGGGUUGCAAGGUGGUAGGAAGUAAAAUUUUGGUCUGCGUCUGUGAAGUCCGUCUUUUGUUGUUUACCCAAAUUGAGUUUUCAUCCCUCCAGAUUUAAAUAUAAAUGACAGACGUGCUUACCCUACUGAGCGAGGUGGGCACACUGUUCUUCUGAACAAUCUGUACCAACCUGACUACAUCAAUGUGGCGGCCAGUGUUGGGAUCUCGUGAAAACUGAUAGCAAGUGAACUGCAGGGCAAGGUGCAGCAGUGGCACAGGCAGAGAUGAUGUCUGGGUCUCGGGCACAAAAUAGCCACGGCUUGAAGCACAUAGACCUGGACCAGAUAUGGGGGGACCUGCGAGAGGGCAUCGAGCAGGUGUACGCUUACCAGGACCAGAACAUGGCCAGGAUGCCGCUCUGCGUUUACAUGCGGCUCUACACUCACGUGUACGACUACUGCACGAGCGUGCACCAGCCUGGCCUGCAGGCCUCUGCGGCCAAGACAAAGAAGGGCCAGCCGGUCGGGGGGGCGCAGUUUGUGGGCUACGAGCUCUACAAGCGGCUCAAGGAGUUCCUCAGGAGUUAUCUCGUCAACCUUCUCAAGGACGGAAACGACCUCAUGGACGAGGCGGUGCUCCGGUUCUACACGAAGAAGUGGGAGGAGUACCGGUUCUCCAGCAAAGUACUCAACGGAAUCUGCUCCUACCUGAACCGUCACUGGGUGAAACGGGAGUGCGAUGAGGGUCGAAAGGGCAUCUAUGAAAUAUAUCAGCUGGCGCUAGUGUCUUGGAGGGACAACUUAUUCAAACCUCUUCACAAGCAGGUCACAAAUGCAGUUUUGAAAUUGAUAGAGAAAGAAAGAAAUGGAGAAACUAUCAAUACAAGGCUGGUCAGUGGUGUGAUGAACUGUUACGUGGAACUUGGACUGAACGAGGAUGACCCUUCGGCAAAGGGCCCGAACCUGUCAAUAUACAAGAAGGCAUUUGAAGACACAUUCCUCGAAGACACAGAGAGGUUCUACAACCGAGAGAGCAUGGAGUUUCUCCGGCAAAACCCCGUUACGGAAUACAUGAAAAAGGCGGAGCAACGUUUGGCCGAAGAACAUCACAGGGUUCAGCUGUACCUCCACGAGACGACGCAGGAAGUUCUUGCACGGACAUGUGAAAAGGUCCUCAUUGAGAAGCACUUGGAAAUUUUCUAUACUGAAUUCAAGAACCUCCUCAAUGACGACAAAGAUGAAGACCUCGGACGCAUGUUCCAGCUCGUGUCCCGUCUGUCCGACGGCCUGGGAGAGUUGCGGACGCUAUUGGAGGAACACAUUGGGGCCCAGGGCCUGAGUGCGGUGGAGAGGCUGGGAGACGGGGUGGCUUCGGACCCAAAGCUCUACGUCACUACCUUGCUGGACGUCCACCGCAAAUACAAUGCACUCGUGCUCACGGCAUUUGCCAAUGAUGUGGGCUUCGUGGCAGCCCUAGACAAGGCCUGCGGCAAGUUCAUCAAUAACAAUGCCAUCACAAAGAUGGCAAACUCCUCAAGCAAGUCUCCGGAACUCUUGGCAAAGCACUGCGACCUCCUGCUUAAGAAAAGUUCUAAAAAUCCUGAGGAGUCAGAGUUAGAAGAUGUAUUAAAUCAAGUGAUGAUAGUGUUCAAGUAUAUCGAGGACAAGGAUGUGUUCCAGAAGUUUUACAGCAAGAUGCUAGCAAAACGCCUAGUGCAACACAUGUCUGCCAGUGAUGAUGCUGAGGCUAGCAUGAUAUCAAAACUGAAGCAAGCCUGUGGUUUUGAAUACACUUCCAAGCUGCAGAGGAUGUUUCAGGACAUUGGAGUUAGCAAGGACCUGAAUGAACAGUUCAGGAAACACAUGGAAAACUCGAGAGAGGAGCUUGGCUUGGACUUCAGCAUACAAGUCCUCAGCUCGGGUUCCUGGCCUUUCCAGCAGUCGUUCACUUUUGCGUUGCCGCAAGCCCUGGAAAGGAGCGUACAGCGGUUUACGGUGUUCUACAGUAGCCAACACAGUGGACGCAAGCUGCACUGGCUCUACAAUAUGUCCAAGGGAGAGCUCAUUGCGAAUUGCUUCAGCAGAAAUCGAUAUACACUGCAGGCAUCUACGUUCCAGAUGGCUGUGUUGCUGCAGUAUAACAUAGAGCUAUCGUUCACUGUGCAACAGCUGCAAGAAGGCACUGCAAUCAAAAUGGAUGUGCUUCUGCAGGUGUUGCAGAUCUUGCUGAAAUCAAAGCUUCUGACGUGUCCCGACGAGGAGUCUGACCUGCGGCCAGAUUCUGAAGUGAGCCUCUAUGAGGGCUACAAGAACAAGAAGCUUCGAGUGAACAUCAACGUGCCCAUGAAGGCUGAGAUGAAGGUGGAACAAGAAGCGACGCACAAACACAUUGAGGAAGACCGUAAACUUCUCAUUCAGGCUGCUAUUGUAAGGAUCAUGAAAAUGCGCAAGACCCUCAAGCACCAGCAGCUGCUCGCCGAAGUCCUAAACCAGCUGUCGUCGAGGUUCAAGCCUAGAGUUCCUGUAAUAAAGAAAUGCAUAGACAUCUUAAUAGAGAAAGAAUAUUUGGAAAGAGCCGAAGGACAGAAGGACACUUACAACUACCUUGCCUAAAGCCUGCUCGGACGUCCUGCGGAGCACCAGCGCCGAAGAGAACCCCUCGGCCCUGCGGCAGUUCGUUCGUCUCGGCGAAAGUGCUGCUUCCUUCCCGCCGAAGCGGGCCCCACACGCAAAAAAAAAAAAAAAAAAUUGUGGCGCUCACUUGUGCUGGGUGUGGAUGGAGAGGGUGGAAUUACGGACGGACAGUUUCGAGAAUUGUUGAAAAAAAAAGCCAUUAUGAACUGCUAACCUCGAGCCACGUACGGCUUGACCCGCAAGCGCGUGGUUAGCCGCCGUGACGGGACAAAAGGUUCAAAGGCCACUGUGCUCCCUUGCUUUUUUUUUUUUUUUUUGCCCUCUUUUAGGUACCCUCCUCCUCUUUCUCGUCCCCUUUUUUUUUUUUUUUUUUUUCAACAUUGUUUUUGGCACCCCCUCUGAAAAAAAAAAUGAAAAAAAAUGCAAUGAAUGCAAACGGGACGGGUGUGCCAUUCUGUGAUAAAGGCGCGAUGCUGCUGUCAUCUCCUUUUGGCUCAUUUUUAAUUUUUGUAUCCGCGAGGACAUCUCGUCGCCCCCCUACUCUCUCCCUCUCUCUGCAUGUGCGGCACAUGUAUUGUUUUUAAGGAAAUUCGUGCAAACAGCUUGCCCGAAGUGACAGUUUAGAAUACAGUGGUUGGUUCUCUUGAUACUGAUUGUGUCUUUUUUCUGUGUAGUAGUUGGCUUUUCUGGAAAUUGAAUGAGGCAGCUACAGGGUGUGUGGCUUUCCCGGUUGUGCUUUUCUUUUUUUUUCUUUUUUUUUUUGAGGCGACAGUACGGUGGGCUCUUGUUAAAGCUGACGUAACUCGUCCGCGGCGGACGUGGUGAAGAGCGGUUUCGGGCGGUCCGUUACGGGGCAUUUGGUGCGUGCUGCGUCCGAAUGCCCCGUAGGUAGGCCCGUGUCUUUCGAAGGAAGUUUGGUGUGGGGCAAGAAAAGCGGACAUCGAGGAAAGUCUGCUUUUCAAACUACACAUCCAACUUACGUCCUUUUUGACUUUCUAUCGCUUUUGAAUCGCUCGACACUUUUGAAGCUCACUCAGAGAAGGCAGAGUAACACAAUCUGGCCGUAAUUUUGGUAUUUAAUCUGCAAAUUCUUGUCAUCAUGGGAGCUCUGUAUACCACAAGCUCUACGAUCCGCCGUAGUAACCUUCAUCCUGGUCUUUUUCUCUACAUUUAGGGAAAAGAAAAAUCUCUCGCGGAAAGAGGUGUGUACGCUAGGUCCUGGUGAUUCACCACAAGUGGACUCUGUUUUCCAGGUUUCACAUCCUCUGUCUGUAGCAGUUAACUAAAGCAAGUGGCUUUUUGUCUGGAUAGGCUUUACCCAUAACCCUGAGGGUACAGUGCAAAAGCGGCUUUGAAAACACUUUGGGUGAACUUGUCGAGGGCAAGUUUGUUAGCUGAAGGAAAUAAACUCGAGUACAUGCUUUGCUCAUGCAUCUAGGAGAUGCAUAGCACAUUUCAUAAACGUUGGAACACAUGAGCAUUACAUUACAUGAGCAUUAAACUGGAAUUCUGGUUUAGUAUUAAGAGAGAGGAUAGGUGGGUUGACAGUGUGACACCCCAAUGUGUUGCAACCGGACACGAAAAGGAGUUGAGUUCGCCACAAUGUCUCAGUGGUUGAUGGCAGUGUACAUGUUCUAUAGUUUUACAAAGCAUGGCAAGGAUUAGGCUUAACGUGCGAGCGUUGUGUAUGUAAGUUGUGCCUCCAGUUGAGAAGUCCAGGAGGGAUUUUGGUCAUGGUUGCCUGUGAGUGUAUGUGUCACAUAUAAAAUUUAAAAAAAAGGCCAAAAAAUUGUUUAUUUUUAAAGACCAAAUUGGGGAAACAGUCAACAAAUGAAGAGUACCCACCAAGUUUUUAUUUCAGUAACAUAAAAGAAGCUCAAAAGUCUACAGUCAUUCAUUGAUUGUGUAGCAUCUGUUGGAGAGGACAAUUGUGCUGUGAUAAAGGCUGUUUGCGUACUGCCACCAGUUAUCUCAUCAUCUGCGGAGGCAAAUGCCAAUUGUGUCGUGGUCCUAUUAUGCAAUGAUGCUCCAUAUAUUUGACAUGUGCAUCAGUUAUGCACUGAUUUGUACAGAAAUUGUGCCUUCCUACAGCAGUAUUAACCAUACAGCAGUCGAAUGGGAUCCUUACAUGCAGAAUUUACAUUGGGAUUGCAACCUACCGAAACACAGAAAGAAUUGCUUUUCCUAUCCUCUUGGUUUGUUUGAUUAUAGGGUUACUGGAGAGGUUUGCCUGAGCAAACGGCUUGCUACUCUGUUCACUCUUGGUGGUCUGGGCAAGAUCACCUGUAGUUGCAACUUGUCCUGCAUACUUCUCCAUAGCAGCAGAGCACACACAGUAGCAGGACAUACUGGGCAUUGAGGAAGAAAUUACCGUACUGGUAGAUAAAUAUUCCGUGCAACAAUUUUUUUUUCUGUAUUACACAUUUCUAAUCAUUACUUAAAAGUAAUUUUGACAAUUUUCUCCAAAUAUUAUUCAAGCUUUGGAACCUGCUAUCUGUGCUUCGUACCUAGUCAGGUAAUAUUCGCGCUCGUUUCUUAUGCAAACACGCUGUCAAGCGGAUUUGGCGAAACCUUGUCACUCGGUGGGACGUGUUUGGUGCAGUGAAACUUUAUACGAGCUCGGAUAAUGGAACUUCCCGUCCGACACGACUCUCUUGCACCUCUUGUGUUUCAUUUGUAAAGCUUUCCACAUCAUCCUUGAUAAUACAUUUUUCUGCUUUAUUUCCACGGAAAUCACAUUGUUGCGGGACUUACUGUACAGUCACACACGGCACGUUACAGAGACGAUGUUUUUCGUUCUUCCAGUUAGCUACAGGAUUGUGGGUGCAACUGGAUUCAAGCAGAGAUCACUGCGAACGUUGAAAUUAACAACAGCCUACCGUGCUUGACAGCCAACAAACAGUAACAUAGGCCUAGUAUUUGCUGCCAUUGUCCCAUUGAUCUUGCUGCCCCCCCUUUACCUUGCUUGUAAUUAUUCUACAGUUUUUAUUUAAUUUUUGGGAAAUGUUGUGUUGCAUUAAUUAAAGAGAAAACGACGGACUUCCC
Messenger RNA from Ornithodoros turicata, 5672 nucleotides. RefSeq names its product cullin-1-like. Gene Ontology annotation, molecular function: protein-macromolecule adaptor activity; ubiquitin protein ligase binding. Gene Ontology annotation, biological process: SCF-dependent proteasomal ubiquitin-dependent protein catabolic process; protein ubiquitination. The transcript has 21 exons. The coding region runs from base 279 to 2606 and encodes 775 amino acids. Lineage: Eukaryota; Metazoa; Arthropoda; Arachnida; Ixodida; Argasidae. The record is from RefSeq and is a predicted model, not a curated record. Gene Ontology annotation, cellular component: SCF ubiquitin ligase complex.